CUUUACGCCUACAUGAUUUUCGUUUCAGGCGAUUAUUCCAUAUUUCAAGGUUUUAAUGAGUUUUCCUGAACAUGGAAGCAUGGAUGACAAUAUAAACAAUGCCCCUGUUGCUUCCAAUUUGGAGUUAAACCCUGAUGACUAUCUUAGCACUACUUUUACUUCUGAUUCGCAAGAACAGUUAACUUUAGAUGAACCACAGUUAGAAGAAGAUCUUAAUGCAACAAGUGGGCCGAUAUACGUUUCUUCAGCGCCGACUCAAUCUUUUGAGCCGGUUAAUAUUAGUAGUGUAGUUUCUGAUGAUAGUAAAACUUUAGUACAAAAUGACUUAAACUAUAAAGAAUCCAUUUCUUAUCCUACAGUGGUGGAUGUGGAAGAAAGGAAUCAAAAACCAGUUGGCGUAUUCGAUGAGAAAGUCGAAAGUGUUCAAGAUACAGCUGCAGACACUUCAGAAAAUUUGAAAACUGAAAUAUUUUGUACGGAAGAAAACAGUUCACAUUCUACUCCCCAGCCUGAGGAAAAAUUCGUUUUUCAAGAAGAUCAUGAAGUGCAAAAGCUCUACGAACACAAAAGCCAUGUGGAAGGAACACGGUCGCCACGCUUUGUUCCUUCUGCACGCGCGGAUUAUAAUAACAUUUCGGAGAGCGAAAAGGGCUCGAGCGUUGAUCUGUUUAUCGCCAAUAUUUCUCCAACGCUCUCUCAUCGGGAACUCGUGGAAGCGAUAAGCCAGUAUUGCCGCGUUUUAAAAGUGUCUAUCGCUACGCAUCCUUCGGGUCAAAUAAAAAACUUUGGCUUCGUUACUGUUCCCUCCGAACAGGAUGCAGCUCUUGUUAUUGAAAAGCUAAACAAUAUUGUAUUGGCUGGAAGACCUAUUGUUAUUGAAAAGGCUAAAAACAAAAAAAGAGAAAAUUUUCAUCCUUCUUUCGGCCAUCGCGGGGGAUACCGUGGCCCUCCUUUCCGUGUCUCAACAGAAAGAACCAAAUCUUUUGGUUUGAGGCCUCUUAUAAAAGGACCGCCGAAAGGGAAAAAAGACUUCCGCGGCGACAGGUAUAUCUCCAGAGGAGAUUACUUGUACCCACCUGGCAGAGCUCCCAGCGAUUUCAGGGGUACUAGGGAAGGACUUCGAGAAAGGGAGAGGCCCAGGAGGUUUCGCUCCCGCUCCAUAUCUCGUUCGAGGUCAAGGUCGUGGUCUCGCCCCCGCUCGAGAUCUCCCUCCUUUUCCUGGCCCCAAUCCCCUGUUCGGCCCGAACUGAGACCUAGACACCGCACUGUUGAGCCGUCUGUCUACUACGAGUACAUUGGCGACUACGCCACUGCGCCUCGCUACUAUGACGAACGAUAUGAGCAUGGCAAGGAGGAUCUGGGCGAUCGGCCUCCCGUCAACCCUGCUGACUUGGGUCAGCCAUCCUAUGACCGCUUUGCCGGUGAGAAGGUUUUCGGAGAUGCCUAUCCACCACCACCUCCUCCUCACUUUCACGGAGGUUACACCGAACAACCCUCUGAACGACACCCCUCUCAUCCUCGCUCCCCUCUACACCUCCCCCCUCAGCCCUACUAACUAUCUCGUCACUUUACUUUUCAUAUCUGAACAAAAAUAAAUCUUAAUUAAUUUUU
Zophobas morio is the source of this 1611-nucleotide messenger RNA. RefSeq lists its product as uncharacterized. Gene Ontology annotation, molecular function: RNA binding. Lineage: Eukaryota; Metazoa; Arthropoda; Insecta; Coleoptera; Tenebrionidae. Bases 56 to 1555 code for a protein of 499 amino acids. The record is from RefSeq and is a predicted model, not a curated record. Gene Ontology annotation, cellular component: spliceosomal complex. The transcript has 7 exons. Gene Ontology annotation, biological process: positive regulation of mRNA splicing, via spliceosome.